Molecule: messenger RNA, 5487 nt
Organism: Cladocopium goreaui
Lineage: Eukaryota; Dinophyceae; Suessiales; Symbiodiniaceae
Source: the annotation of a GenBank genome assembly
AUGUUUGCAGUUCCAUCCGCUGGCACAGGCAUUGAUUCGAUCUCCAAACCAAAGUUGUUGCCUGACACUGUCUUCGGCUGGACAGAGGGCUACACAGCUGGGUCAGCGGGAACGCCAAAGCUGAGUGUGGAGGAAGUGCGGAAACGCGCAAACGCCAAGGGGCUGCACACAGGUCAGGGUUUCGAGCUGUUCUUCGACCAGGCGUGCCGAGUAUCCCCGGAAGCCGACUUCAAGAUUCCAGAGCGCCUUAGGCUUGACACUCUCCGUGAACCGCGCAGCGAAUGCGAGCGAGUGGUCUUGAGCAACGCUUUCCUCACGAUGUUUCCCAAUUUCGCCAACGCCAUUUUGUUCACCUUCUGGAGAAUGACGUUCAAACUGGCACGUUUGUCCAUGGAUCCUACCAAGGCAAUGGUGGACGAAAUCUUGAAGGUCUUGUACGACUUCCUCAGGAGAGUCCAACAAGGCGGAAAAAACUUCUACCUCGAUGAUGACUUCUACAAAGCCUUCGGCUAUCGCAAGGACGGCUCAUUGUUUGGAAAACUUUGGUCCAACCUGCCGAGUGCUUUGACAGAGAUUGCUGCCACCUUACAGACGCGGAAGGAUACCAGGACCCAAUGGAUCACGGAGUCCAUUGCCUUCCGCUCCAAGUUGAAAUCUGCACGGCGGAUGAGGGUCAGGGAGUUGGAAAAUGACAGGAAAACCAUCGCGACGGAGGUGGAAGGUUGUAUUUGUCAAGAACAGUGGACUGCUUACAAGUGGCGCAAACUCAUGCCUCAGCUUGAGACAUUUUCAGGCUGCGUGGAGAAUAGCGACCAACAAAGUCUGAAGUUUGUCAAGAAUUCCAGUAGCUGGAAAGGUUUCUGCAAAACCAAGCGGGACAUGUACUCUGCGGUCACGACGCAGUGCGGGGUGAAGUUCGCGGAAUGCGAUCCCGAGGCAGAGAGUAAGAAGCCCAAGUUCCAGAUCUGGCGUUCUGCAGAUGUGCUCCGGGCAGUGCGGUUGCCGUUGCUUCAGCUGGAUCUCUAUCUGCAUAUCGAUCUGCGCAACCGCCGCGCUGACUUCUGCACUCCAAAUUUCGCACCAUUGAUGCUGGACUCAAACACGCACUGGUCGAUGUCCAACUGGCUGCCAUAUGACCUGCGUCGUUCGGGCUGUUUUGGCGCGCGCAUCCAUCCACCCGGCUUCAGUUUGCAGCUGACCAGGUGCCGACAUCGAGCCCUUGGUAGCAGCAAAAAAGUCACAACCGAGUGGUCCAUGACAGGUGUUGCUUAUUUGGUGAGCCACUACAACGUCUGGGGCACCGGUGACGGAGAUAUGACGCGCACCUGGUUCGGAGGAGGUGAAAAUUGGGGAGCAGCGGCAGCAUCUCAGGGAUGGCCCAACUUUCUGAUGGCGGACCCUGGUACUUGGUUCUCUUCUUCUGCAGGAAGUGGCUACUUGUCCACCCCCAGCGUAGCGGCUUCGCCCUCGGCCUUUUGGUUCGGUUUGUUGGCGGAAGUGAUCUCCACCCUCUCAAUGGCCGAGUUCUUCAGCCCUAAAAACGCCAGCAGCAAAAUGCACACUGCCAAGACGGCCGUGACCACAGCAGUCGUGGUCAUUUGGCGCCUCCUGCAGAAGUAUGCCGUGGUCCCAAAUAGUUGGAGCGCCUUUAUGGGAACGGCAUCGGUGUUGAAAUCGCUGGGCAUGAAGGGCUUGCUGAAGGCCACCGGCUUUCGCAAUGAGCACGAUGUGGUGCUAAGCUUGAAGUACGCCACGAAUUUUGCUCGACGCAGGUUGGAUUUGGCCAGUUUGAUCAACGACAUGAGCAUGGAUCAGCUCCGCGAGAUCUUCUUCGCCGCCAAGGUCUUGGGUGCUCCGGUGGAUCAAUUGUGGGUGAAUCACACUUCCACCGCUGCGGGUGCUCCGAGCGUGGUGCGAAACAUGCACCGGGAGCGCUGCGAUGGACGUCCGCUUUGGUACAAGGCCGGGGAAGAAUAUGGCACUUGGACCCGUUGGACGUCAUCGAUUCUCAUAGCGCUGGAUCCCAGCAGAUCCAACGCGUGUCUUGGGGACUUUGAGAUCGAACAGGUUCUGCAACAAGUGUCAGUGGAGACCCUGGAAUGCUGGGGGAACCACAUCUCAAGUGUGGAAUCUGUUCCUAAAGCCAAGCCGGAGAUGUUCAAACGCAUCAUGAUGGAAGCCAACAGGAAGGAGAAGAAAAUGACCCCCAGCAUUUUUGAUUCAAGCGGUCAAUUGCUGAAAGGGACUGAGGUUCCAUUGGGCUACUUUUCCUUGUCCUAUGUGAGGACGUUUAUGUCAGAGAACUUUGGCAACUUCCUUAGCAGCAUGAACACGAGCAAGCAGGAGAGCUUCCUGAAGAUCUUCGGGCGUGGGAAAAAGAGUCGGGUGAAGUUGAAGCAGUCUCCGAUCGUCUCGCUCAUGCGCUCCAUCCUACGCCCCGGUCGCCGCGAUGCCAUUUUUGCGAAGGAGGCGCCAAGCGGCUUCCAGCCGGAGGAGAUCUCGUCUUCCAAAACGUCCUACUACGAUGUUGGCUUGAGCAUUUUGACGCGCUUGGGCUUCUCCUUUAUUAAGCUUCCUGGGAUCUUCCAGUUACAGCCAUAUUUGCAGCUGUCCGUGCAAUAUGAUGUGAAGGAGAUCUUGCGGGUCUUCAAGGCCAAAGUGCGGCCUGGUCAUGAAUCGAGCAAAGUUCAAGAACAUCUCCGACGUAAAAGAACUUGUGAGCAAUGCAUCGAAAUGAACUUGGCCUUCUGUGACCGUCAGGAGGCAGCAGAUGCCAUGCUGAAGAAAGGCCACACUAUGGACAUGGAUGCUUGCGAACCCAUGGACCUGCAGAGCAAGGAGAUGUGCCACCGCUUUGCGUUGCCAGAGGGAACACAUCUGGCGAAGACGCUCAGAGGCGAUGGUCUCUUCAAGAAAGAGGUGUGUCCCUGCUACCGGCCCGUCUCCGGCACGCAGAUCGUGCCGCGCUGGAUCACCACGAAGGCCAGCUGUGCAGAUAUCAGUUGGCCGGAUGCCGAAGUGGAAGCCCUGAAGCGGGCCAGCAAAGACCGAGAUUGGUCCAGUGGUUUCUCCAUGCAAAACCAAAACGUCCGCUUCGGCUUGGAUGAGAUGGAUAAAUUCAAUUCGGAGCCUCCAAAACAAAAGGGUUGCCUUGAGGGCUACCGCUGCUGUGCAAUCUUACAGGACUCCGAGAAACCUUCCAAGGUGCGCUGCGUAGAGACCAAGUCGUUGUUCAAGAAGAGCAGCUGGAUUCAUCCUACGAGUAAGUGCAAGUACUUCAAGCCAAAGGAUUUGAAGGGUCCCUGGACCCAUGCAGAGCAGCACUGCGCUGCAGAUGAUGUGGAUGGCUAUUGGUCCUGGAACAAGGAGGCGAAUGAAUGGCAUGAGGAGUCUGCGCCCGUGGAGGUCCCGACAGAAGCUGAGGCUUUGACGGGGUCUGGAGCCUUAGAUCCGUAUGGAGAAAACGUGACGCUGUUCCUGACAGCGAGACAAUGGGAGGUGCCGCGUCUUGCUGCACUCUGCGAGCGACAGAUCAAGAUCCGCCUGAGCAUCGACUCAGUGUUGCCCUUGCUGCGCGUCUCAGCGGCGGAGCCGCGGGCGGAGUCAAUCCAAGAUGCCUGCAAACAAUUCUUCCUGGCCAACUACCAGGCAUGUACGAAUCUGCAGGAGUGCGAGGCUUUGGAUCCUCGACUUUUGUGUGAACUCAUGCGUUUGAACACCGCCAAAGCGGCUUCGCCCGUGGCCGCGGCGCCGGGUCCACCUAUGGCUCCGUCUGCAGCAUCUCCUAGUUCUCCGCAGGUGAUUCAUAGCUCGGGUUCAGCACCGCAAUUGGCCACCUCUCCAGGUGCCAGAUCGAAGGCUGGACAGUCCCCGCAAGCGUGGUGCGAGGAUUUGCAGGAAUCCUCCUGGCACGCCACCUCGUUGGACCAUGCGCAAGCGCUGCCAGCAUCUACCUUGGCACAGGAUUUAAAGCGCUUGCUGACGGAAGAAAUUGCCCCGGACUUUGAGGUGGUCGUGCAAGAUGAGGUCAUUUUGGUGCACAAGUUCUUGAUGGUCGCCAGAAGCAAGUACUUUGAGACUUGUAUCUUGACCAGCGGAAUGCAGGAAUCACAGGAAGGACGUUUGGUGAUCGAUGCAUCCUGGGCCAUGACUGCGGAAGAGUUUCGAGCGUUACUUCACUUCCUCUACGCAGGAGACGAAAUCCUACGCAUAUUGGCACCUCACACUGCCAUGUACCUGGUUGAUGCCUCAUCAUUCUAUGGCCUGACGAACCACCGUCUGAAGCAUUUUUGCGAAUUGUGCAUCAAGGACUCUUUUAACGAGACCCACGUCUUGCAGCUCUUUGAAGCAUCCAGUCGGCUGGACGUGGAGGGCACUCAGGCUGUUCGAAGCAUGGCCCUGGAUUUCAUCAUCUCCAACUUCCACACAGUUUGUCAACAGCCUGCGCUGGAGCAAUUGGACAGGUCCUUGCUCAUUGAGAUCAUGAGAGGAGUGGCUGAUCGUUUGCAUCCAAGUCCUCCACAGGUGCAGGUGUCGAGCCUGCCCAAUGUGGCACUGGGUGGGGAGGCUAGCUCAUUCUACACCGGCCCUAGUGUGCAGACCUAUGCCAGCCCGGCAGGCGUCUAUGGCGGUGCCCCCAUAGCCGGUGGUGCUUAUUCUGGCGGCACUUUGACCGCAGGUGCCUACACCGGUGGUACCCUAGCAGCUGGCUCCUACACAGGUGGCACCAGCGCUUUGUCUGGUGCCUACACGGGUGGCACAAGUGCCUUAGCUGGUGCCUACACCCCUGGCACCCUUGCGGGAGGUACCUACAGCCCCAGCAGCGGUGCAUACACCGGUGCAGUUGUUGGUGGAACAAGUUACACCGGUGGUACUGUAGCUGGUGCUGCCUAUACCCCUGGCACCAUUUCCAGUGGUCUUGCAUAUACCCCGGGAUCCAUCUCGGGCGGCGUGACCACAGUGUCCGGUGGCAACUACAGCAGUGCACCCGCUUAUGGUACUGGCACUGGUAGCUUUAGCAUUGCACCAGCCAACACUUAUGGUGGCUACUACGGUGCUGGUACCUACAGCAGCCCCCCUGCAGAGGCGCAAGGCGCAAGCAGUGCCUCUUUCACUGUUCCACCCAUGGGCCAGGACCCAUACAGUGGCACGGCGGCACUCCCGACGACGAAUUCCAUGCUGCUGAAUCCCUUAAAUCCUUUGCAGUCGGCCCCUUCGAUGAUCGCCUACAACUCAGGGCUUUCUGGUGGCUUCGGCACCGGCCUCGGGUACUCCUCUGCAAUGGACGGCCCCUUCAAGUUCUACGCCACUCCACCUGGAAAGCUUCCAGAAGAGCCACGUCCCAGCAAAACGGACGAUGCCGCGCAAACUGGUUUCUCCCUACGUGCAGGCGUCUCAAGUGAGCCAAGAGAAGACGCGGAAAGCAGCAGUAAGAAGUCGGGGAAAAAGCACGCAUCGAAAAAGAAGAAAAGCAGCGGUUGUUGCUGA